Molecule: messenger RNA, 1014 nt
Organism: Gregarina niphandrodes
Lineage: Eukaryota; Apicomplexa; Conoidasida; Eugregarinorida; Gregarinidae
Product: putative alanine aminotransferase
Exons: 1
Coding region: 1-1014 (337 amino acids)
Molecular function (GO): L-alanine:2-oxoglutarate transaminase activity
Source: RefSeq, a predicted model, not a curated record
AUGCACUCCUGCUCUAAGGGAUUCUACGGCGAGUGCGGCUUCCGAGGUGGUCUGAUGCAAUUGGAAAAUUUUGACAAGGACUCCCUUGCGCUGAUCUACAAAGUCCGCUCUGUCGAACUUUGCGCCAACACCACUGGACAAAUUUGCAUGGCGCUCGUAGCCUGUCCUCCGAAACCAGGUACUCCGUCCUUCAAUCAAUAUCUGGAGGAACGAAAUGAGGCCCUACAGGCUCUGGCGUACAAAGCUCAGCUAAUGAGCACCUUCUUUAAUUCGCUUACCGGUGUCACAUGCCAGCCCAUCUACGGUGCUCUCUACGCCUUUCCCCGUCUCACACUGCCCCCCAGAUUCGUCCAGGAAGCUGCAGCACUCGGACGUCUGGCAGAUCUACAUUAUUGCCUCAUGCUCCUUAAUGCAACCGGAAUCGUUUGCUCACCUGGAAACGCCUUUGGACCUAAUGUACCCGCCGCCAACCUGGCCACAGCCACAGAAUGUACACCAGGGCCUUUAGAAAACGCCCCUCCUGCCAUCACUCCCGCUCCCAUCACUCCCGCUCCGGUCUCUGCCGCUCCGGUCUCUGCCACGUCCGUAGAGUCCGUGUCGGCUUUUCCCACCGUGCCUACCGUGCGUGGGGCAACUCUUACCGCGCCCAUAAAACCUGUACCGACCAACCUUCCUGUCUCACCAGUUGUUGUGACGGAAGACGCAAGAUACAUACCGGCCGCCGCCGCUAAAAAUCCCGGACUCUUGUCCAGUGCUACUGGUCUUGAACACACCACUAUUCCCAGCAAAGCAUCUCAAGACGAAAACUCCCGGCUCACCGUGCCGUCAGUGGCCGAACCUCCGAAGUCUGAAGCUCAUGAGGUCUACCACAUGCGCAUUACCAUUUUACCAACAGUCCCGGAGCUGUCAAAGGCACUCGACUCAUAUCGAGCCUUCCAUGAGCAGCUGAUGGCCGACUACUCGACGACGGUCCUAGAAAACCCAUCGGAUGUGGACACGAAUGUCGUCGCCUGA